AUGCUGAACCAAAUGGCUUUUCGAACAGCUCGCGUCGGCGGUGGCUUGCGGACGUCGUUUCUGCAGCGGCGAGCUCUCCAUGCGUGCCACAUUGCCCGAGCGGUGAUUCCGUUCAAGUUGGCGGACAUUGGAGAGGGAAUCAAGGAGUGCGAGGUGAUCCAAUGGUUUGUAGAGCCCGGAGCCCGAAUCAACGAGUUUGACCAAAUCUGCGAGGUGCAAAGCGACAAGGCUAGCGUGGAGAUUACGUCCAGAUACACUGGAGUGAUCAAGAAGCUCCAUUAUGACGCUGGUGACAUGGCCCUUGUGGGAAAACCCCUAGUCGAUAUUGACACGGGAGAAGGCGGAGAAGGUGCAUCUGAGGUGGCUGCCGAGUCAUCCGAUGCGGCCCCUUCCACAGCAGCAGCUACCCCAGCCACACCCCUUACGGCGUCCGCUUCCGUGGCCUCUUCGACAGCCACCACAGUCUCCUCUGACCCGAGCAAGGCCUACCAAAAAGCGCUGGCCACCCCAGCCGUCCGCCGACUUACCAGAGAGCUCGGAAUCGACAUUGCCUCGAUCAAGGGCUCCGGAAAGGGCGGCAGAGUCAUGAAGGAGGAUGUUCUGAGCUACCAGAAGGGUGGCUCUGCAGUCUCUGACUCGGCAACAGGUUCUGUGACUGCUGCUACAACCACUUCUACGGCUGGCUCUCGACUCGUUCCCCUCACACCUACUCAGAUGGGAAUGUUCAAGACCAUGACCAACUCUCUGUCCAUUCCCCACUUCCUGUACACCGACGAAGUGUGCCUGGACAAGCUCAUGGAGCUGCGAGCAUCCGUCAACUCUCUACUCGCCAAAUCGCCCUCCAACGGCGUCUCAAAGAUUUCCUAUAUGCCCUUCUUCAUCAAGGCUCUUUCUCUGGCCCUGAAGGACUACCCCAUGGUUAACGCCAAGGUCGAUCUUUCAGGAGACAAGCCUGCCGUGCUCAUGCGAGAUUACCACAACAUCUCCAUCGCCAUGGAUACCCCCAACGGUCUGCUCGUGCCCACCAUCAAAAACGUGCAGGACAAGACCAUUGUGGAGAUCGCCGCGGAUCUGCAGCGGCUGCAGGAGCUCGGCAUGGCAGGCAAGCUGUCUCGUGACGAUCUCACCGGCGGCACCAUCUCUAUCUCCAACAUUGGCAAUGUGGGAGGAACCUAUCUCUCUCCUGUCAUUGUGUCUGAACAGGUGGCUAUUGUGGGUCUUGGAAAGGCCCGAAAGCUGCCUCGGUAUAACUCCCAGGGCGACAUUGUGCCCGAGCAGAUCAUCAAUGCCUCUUGGUCAGGUGACCAUCGGGUUCUGGAUGGAAUGACCAUGGCGUUGAUGGCGGAUAAGUGGAAGGCGUAUGUGGUGGACCCUAAGGCGAUGUUGCUGCAGUUGAGAUAA
Yarrowia lipolytica CLIB122 is the source of this 1401-nucleotide messenger RNA. RefSeq lists its product as uncharacterized. NCBI's taxonomy places the organism in Eukaryota, Fungi, Ascomycota, Dipodascomycetes, Dipodascales. Gene Ontology annotation, cellular component: cytoplasm; mitochondrion. The record is from RefSeq and is a predicted model, not a curated record. Gene Ontology annotation, molecular function: acetyltransferase activity; lipoic acid binding.